This is a messenger RNA of Clarias gariepinus (North African catfish), 2213 nucleotides long. RefSeq names its product neuronal pentraxin-2. Bases 225 to 2114 code for a protein of 629 amino acids. The transcript has 5 exons. The record is from RefSeq and is a predicted model, not a curated record. NCBI's taxonomy places the organism in Eukaryota, Metazoa, Chordata, Actinopteri, Siluriformes, Clariidae.
ACUGGAUGCCAGACAUAAAAGAUCUAGUGUACAAAGGAAUCGAUUACUUGUUUGUGGUCCAAAAGUGCACCAUCCCUACCUUUCCUGUAUCAUAAUACUAUACUGGAUUGUGACUCACAGACUCUGGCAGGCAGUUUUUAAUGGAUGUAUGAGCUCCUCCAGUGCAUCAAGUGCAUCGGCUGGAUAAAUUACAACUGAAUAAAGGAUUAAGUCUGAACUAAAUAAUGGCUAAGGACACAAAUAUAGCCAUUUGUCCUUUUCCAUUGGUAUUCACAGACAAUAUGCAAAGGGCACGGAUGUUUCAAGGACUUUGUUCUCUACCUCUGCCACUUUAUUCACUUCUAAUAUUUUCAAUACUAUCUUCAGUGAGACUUAGCAAUGUACCAGGAGUUGAAUACGAUUGGGAAGCUCACCCCAAGUUAGUUUGCAUGCCCCUACCUGUUGACACUGAUCCAAGUUGUUUUCCCCCAGAUGGGGUUACUCAUGACCCUAGCAUUACUGCACAGAACAAUGGUCGUGUCGAUAGCCACACUAAUGGACAUGGAAAGGGACAUUUAACUGGGGGCUUGGCCAACAGUGCUACCAGCAGCGGCAGCAGUCGAGGGGGCAUGUCUGAUGAAGCAAAAGCUACAAUUCUGCACUUGAGGGAAAGCCUAGUGCGUCAAAAGGAAACCAUUCUGGAUCAGAGAGAAACUAUACGGGAGUUAACUGCAAAACUGACACUCUGUGAGGGCUUUGGGAGGGGUGCAGGUAGGCAUCACAAUGAAGACCACCAUGGACAUUAUGGCUCUCACCAAACCUCACAGUAUGACAGUGACCAUCAUUCCGAUCUCCACUAUCCACUCAAUGGGUACCACAAUGACCAUCAAAGAGGAAAGCCACCUUUUCUAGGGAAACAUGGAUUUUCUCCUGAGCAGGCUGGGAAGACCUUACAGGCCCUGAAAGAGAGACUGGAACAUUUGCAGGCAAGGAAUUCAUCUAGCACCUAUUCUAGUUCCCUGAAAGAUCUUCUGCAGCGCAAAAUUAAUGCACUUGAAGAACAGCUCCAUCGUCACUAUGCCGGUCACCAUGACUAUGCCACCCACGCAUCCCAAUCUGAGCAUGGGCAUCGUGAUAAUCACGAUGAUAAUCACCAAGGAGAGCACCAUGAUGACCAUGAUAACAACCACCGCUAUGGCCCCCAUUACAGUCGCUAUCGCCAUCAUUAUGAUCAGCUCGGCACACACCACAAUAAUAAUGAUAAUCACCACAAUGACCAUCGUAGCGAUCACAAUAAUGACCACCAUGACAGCCAGCAGAAUGAACAUCAUGAUGACCAUCACUUAAACCCGCACGACAGUGGUCACCAUGGCAACGCUGAUUAUGGCCACCAGCGCCGUAGCCCUCAUAAGCCAAGCUCAUCUAGAUCGCGGGGAUCGUACAAUAAGUUGGAUUCUGUGCUGAGCCAUCUGUAUCACAGGUCCCCGGAAACAGGAAACCACAAGAGACCUAAAAAUCCCGAUGGCUUUCAAAUUGGAUUCCCCAUGCACACUAACUACAUGUACGGCCGGAUCAAACGGACUCUUCUCAAUGAAAUCUUUGCGCUUACAGUCUGCCUCUGGCUAAAGGGGGGUUCAGGCCCUGGAAUAGGCACUCCUUUCUCUUACUCUGUUCCUGGACAGGCUAAUGAGCUGGUCAUAAUUGAAUGGGCCAACAGUCCAAUAGAAUUGCUGGUGAAUGACAAAGCUGUAACCUUACCUCUGUCCCUGCAUGACAGUAAGUGGCACCAUCUUUGUGUGACUUGGUCAACUCGAGAUGGAGUGUGGGAGGCCUAUCAGAAUGGAGUCAAAAGGGGCUCUGGGGAAAAUCUUUCUCCCUGGCAUCCCAUAAAACCAGGUGGAGUCUUUAUUCUGGGACAGGAACAGGAUACUCUCGGUGGCCGCUUUGAUGCCACACAAUCAUUUGUUGGAGAAAUGUCAGACCUACAGGUAUGGUCACGAGUUCUUAAUUUUCAAGAAAUAGACAAGCAAGCCUCCUGUUCCAACCACCUCACUGGAGACGUAAUCGCUUGGAAUGAGUCCAUUGUGGAACUUCAUGGAGGAGUUACCAAAUACCCCUUCGACCCUUGUCACUAAAUGGCCAAGCAGGCUGCUGCUACUGCUUCAUAACCCUUAGAACCCAAAGAACUCAAUUAAGAGGCAUUUUUGUAGGCAGCUUGACAAUGUAAAUAAGAA